AACAUUGCACUAAAACUACGAAUGUAUAAAAAGACGUGGCUUGGCGCUCUUGUGUCUUUUUAAAGCAAGAAUGGCGGGGAAAAUAGUGAUUUUGGCGCUUGCGUUAUCAAUUUGCAAGGUCCAAUCACAAUCAAUUGGCUGCUGUUCACCGUCAUCAAACAUUAAUGGACUAAAAGCAUCACCGCAACUCCAGUUUGUACCAGGGCAAAAUUUUAACCUUCAAGCUAUACCCCUUUCACAAUUUUCGCCUCAGUCUCAGGGGUCACAAGGGUGCAAACUACAGAAGGCCCAAUCAGUGGUCAAUGUUCCAAAACAAAAUAUCCAAGUAUCUUCUACACCGCAGAUUUCAUCAUCUUGCGCCCAACCCUCCAAUGUACAAUGCUCUCAACCCUGCCCUCAAGUCAUCACCGCCCCAGUGUCUUCCAUCACCAUCCCGCCAACGGCCUGCACCACCGUCAUCGACUGCUCUCUCUCCAACGCUCUAGCCAACGCUUUACAAAUGAUGAUCGCCAACGACUUUAUCAACUCCGCCGUCAGCAACAACAUCAUCAACCAAGAUAUCUCCAUACCUGUUGUUGAAACUUCCGUACCUUGUGUUGACCUUAACUCUUACAUUAGGAACCUUAACGCUAACCAGCUAAGUGAAAGUCAGACUGUUCAAUUUUAUGAACCCGAACAAUGUGACGGCUACGAUUGGGAAAAACUCCUAAGCUAUAUAAACGGAGAGAAGAAGAAAGAACCAGAGCCAUUAAACAAAAACGAUGCUUUCUUUAAAUAUUUAAUAGAAAAGGGUCAAACUGCGUAUCAGAUCACUAAACAACCCGAAGUUCCAAGCAUCACACCAUGCGUUCAAAACCAAGAUGACAACGCCAUUCUUCAAGCUUUAGAAGCGUAUUUUGGUAACAAUAAUGGUGACACAAGCCCAAAAUAUGGAAAUGCAGCUGAAGUAGUGUUCCCGGAAGAGAUCCCAGCGCAGUUGAUUUGCAAUUAUGGAUAUAUGCCGACAACAGUGCCGGUUGUUAGCUUUUCUUGUCAGCCAUUAUAGAUCCUAAUUGUAAUUUUAUUGUUGGUGCUGGUGGUCAAACUUUUUCUUGUUAGUUAGAGCAAGUGAAGUGUCUAAUUAUAAAAUAACAUGUCGGAUAGGGAACACUUUUUUAUUACUGGAGAUAAAUAUACACGCUAAAAUUUCUUCUGCUACAAAAUAAUUGCUCACUCAUCGCGUAGGUGGCAGUGUUUUAAUUUAAAUCAAUAAUGCUAUGUUUGAUUUUUUAUAUUUAUGUGGUUAGAAAGUAAUCGAGUUGAUUUCACACAACAAAAUCCGGCAACUCAAAAAUCUAUGACCUAAAUAUCACAUGACAAUUUUAACAGUAAAGCUA
Cydia strobilella is the source of this 1376-nucleotide messenger RNA. RefSeq lists its product as uncharacterized. The record is from RefSeq and is a predicted model, not a curated record. The transcript has 6 exons. Bases 71 to 1045 code for a protein of 324 amino acids. NCBI's taxonomy places the organism in Eukaryota, Metazoa, Arthropoda, Insecta, Lepidoptera, Tortricidae.